Messenger RNA from Zerene cesonia (dogface butterfly), 1786 nucleotides. RefSeq lists its product as uncharacterized. NCBI's taxonomy places the organism in Eukaryota, Metazoa, Arthropoda, Insecta, Lepidoptera, Pieridae. Gene Ontology annotation, cellular component: nucleus. Gene Ontology annotation, biological process: regulation of DNA-templated transcription. The record is from RefSeq and is a predicted model, not a curated record. The coding region runs from base 272 to 1723 and encodes 483 amino acids. Gene Ontology annotation, molecular function: transcription coregulator activity. The transcript is spliced from 6 exons.
UGAAACGUUUGCACUUCCCGCCCGCAUUCGCGUCUUUCGAGUUGUGUUGUCUGUCAAACAAAAAUAUUUUCCAUUUUUUAUACAAUUCUGUUUAUCAAUCUCCUAUGAAAUUGUUAAUUUAUUUUUAUCAUAAUGUAAUGCACAAGUUAUCUUGUAUGUGUGUAAAAUUAUAAAGUGACUUUAAAGUGGAUUUUGAUGAAGAUGAUCAAGCCGUGUUAGUUAGUUGAGUGGAGUCAAGUGGCCGUCGCAUAGAAAGGAUUUUAUUUUUAAAAUGCUGCCUUCUAUGCCAAUUUUGUUUUCCAGAGAGAGUCAAGAUGCGUUUGGGAAUAAAAUAGAAUCUAGUAAAACUUUGUUAACUAACAAUACAAUUCCUAAUUCCGAUAAAAAACAAGAGACUCAAACUUUAACUCAUGAAGGUCAGGAAAGUGAACCAACUCCUAAGGAAUUAAAACUCAAUGGUGACAGACACAGAAAAGAAGAUCCAAAUAAAUCAAAACUUGAUGAGAAUGCAUUAGAAACAGCAUUAGUUCGAUCUUACUAUACAAAAGUUAAGUCAAGAUUCCCCACAAAUGUAUCACUGCCAACAAAUAAGUUUGCCCAGUUUAGAGAUUUGUUAAAAUCCUUUGACCCUGGGAAGGAAACACCAGUAGACUUGUAUAGAAAAGUGGAACUAUUAUUUGGUGAGGAACAUAAGGACAUUGUUGAAGAGUUCUUGUUAUUUUUAAAACCGGGCCAGGCUGCGGAGGUUGGGAGGUUUAUGGACCAUUUUAUGCUAACACAAAUGACUAGUUUUAUAAAAUUAUUACAGACAACUUUUGCACGCAAACCAUCAGUUUAUCGCAAGAUUCUGAGAGCAAUAACAACAAGCAUCAAUAAUGGAACGAGCCAAGAAUUAAAGACAAGAGUGCUGCCACAUUUGAGAACAAAUCCAAAACUGUCACAGAUGUUCAAAUCUAUGUUUCCUGAUGAAAGGCCAUUGGACAGUGCUUACGAUGCUAGUACCGACAUUAUAAACGAGAACUUUCUAGAAUGUGACGAAGGGUACGACGUGUGGGAGUUCGAAGCAGAGAAUAAGAAGAAAAAGAUAGAUGUGAAAGAAGGUCUUGAUUCAGUGUACCUUCAUGGGCGGGUGUUUAUACAACACGGUAGGUUGUUAAGAUCAGCAAGUGUUACUUAUCCAUACAGCAAAGAGCCCUAUCGAGUGCACGCGAGACGAGUGGCGCCUAACACUUGCCUCUCACCACAAGACUCGGACGAAGAAAGAGCUACAAAAAGAAAUAGCAAAACCAAUUGCAAAGUGCCCCCAAAAAGAUCUAGAAAACAGACGAAAUCGCCGACGAAAACUGUCAAAGAUGUCAACGAUAACACAAAAAAAGAUCUCAAACAGGCAUUAAGUAAAGUGAAAGGAAAAGUUGCUUCUAAAACGAGGUGCAAAACUGAGGACAAUAUUAAAAAGAAUAAAAUAGACGUAAAAGAGGUGAAUGUGUGUGGAAAGAAAGAAGAUUUGUCAAAGGCAAAGCCAAAGGAUGCUAAAAAGGCACGAAAUUGGACUCGAGAGGAAGAUAAGACUAUGUUAGAAGUUUUGAAGGGCGAAGGUGGUUCUGAUAAGGUGCUCAUACGCAUAUGCAAACUGCUGCCGCAUCGCUCUGAGAGCGAAGUCAAGGAAAGGUUUUGCCAUGUUAUGAACUUGUUACAACAAAUGGCAGUUAAUGAAGUGACGUAGUGCGAACAGAAUUUAUUAGUUAUAAGCAAUGGUAUUUAUAAUUUUAUAAAAAUAAAAGUUUAU